Symbiodinium sp. CCMP2592 is the source of this 2064-nucleotide messenger RNA. NCBI's taxonomy places the organism in Eukaryota, Dinophyceae, Suessiales, Symbiodiniaceae. The record is from the annotation of a GenBank genome assembly.
AUGUAUACAGGGAACAUUCCACCAGAAUGGAAAACUGGACGGAUCAGCUUCAUACCCAAAAUCAAACUCCCGAUUAGUCCCGCUGACUUGCGCCCUAUAUGUCUCACCAGCACCGUGGCCAAACUUUUCGGUCGCAUCCUCAUCUACAGAAUUCGUAAAUUUGCUCCUGCAUGUAACCCCCUCCAAUUAGGCUGCCACCCGGGCAGACAAGCUAUGGAUGGAAUUAAUACGGCGCGGGCCGCAAUAUCGGUCAGCAAGCGCUCGAGUAAUCCCCUGUGUUUUGCAAAACUCGACAUUAAAGCCGCAUUCGAUUCGUUAUCCCAUAGGGCAAUCGCUCAUUAUCUUCGGGAACUCGCUCCCUGCAAAGAGGCCCUGGCACUUUGGCAUCUAUCUACUGACAAUGAAGUUAUACUGGAGGUAGGAGGGCAGUCCUGGAAACAAUCACUAGGCAAAGGCAUACUUCAAGGAACAUCUUACAGCGCUGAGCUCUUUUCGAGAAUUAUUGCAUGGACAUUAGAUUCUGUUAUCCGCGACUUACAACAAGUGGCCCCGGUUAACAUUUGCGGAGUUUCCUUCCCAGCCCUCCUUAUAUAUGCCGACGACAUCCUACUUUUUGGGACCCGCCCACAAGACCUUCAGCAUAGACUCCGCAGAGUCCAGGGCGCUCUGGCAGCAAUUGGCCUUCAUAUUAAUAUAUCUAAGAGUUCUGUGCUGCAAGGCCCCUUAGGCGAACACUAUGGCAUCUGGGGGAUGAACACAGUAACCCCCCUGCGUGUCUCUGAGACCUUCAUUUUUCUGGGGGUUCCCCUAGGGUUCCAAGUGACGGGCGAAGACACCCUUUUCCAUUGCCUACGUAAAACACAAAGCAGCUUCUUUGCAUUCAAACGCAUCAUGGAUGCUACUGCAUCUUCUUUGUGCACUAAGGUAUCCAUAUUUGAAACCUAUGUGAGUAGUAGGUGGCUCUGGGCCUCGCCCGCGGUCUUUCCCACAGUUACGCUUCUUCGUAAGGUAGAUUCUAUGCGAAAUACUUUACUCCUCAGUUUACUUCGUCUACCCACAGAUCCGCUUCUCGACUGGGUAACUAACGAAGUUUCCCGGCGCAGAGGGGUACGCAUCCUCUGCGAUAAGCUACCUCGAAUGCCUCAAUGGGCGCAGCACUGGCUCCAACGCUUCUGGCGGUAUUGGGGGCAUGCGGCACGUGAAAGACCUGACAGCCCUCUACGACAAUACUUUAUGUGCCUAACUGGCUUUAGGUUGCGACGACGACUCACCCAACCGGCUGCUGUAGUUGACACUGAUGCUCGUAAACUUCAGCAGGUUUACACAUGUUUCCGCUUUAAAUAUUCCUAUAGUAUGUGGAUGGAUGCAGCGGAAGACCGACACCUCUGGAAUAGUUUGGAGUUUCUCUGGCUCCAGUACUGGCUCACUCCCAUACCUGACCCCAUCCCUCCGGAUUAUCUCAUGGGUAAACAGUUGGUUGCCGUUGCAGAUUAUUGGGCCACCUUCCGUCCUGCACGUAGUCUGCCAUUUGAUGAUCCAUACAGUCAACCAUUCAAGUUGAUAUCACACAUACACAAGGACUUUGACAAACGUAAAGGCAUUCUCAUUCUGCUAAUUCAACAUGAUGACCAGGGAUGUUCCGUAGUAACGGGCACCGCCGGGCUUGACCCUGCUGCGGUGCUAGUAACACAACUUCCUCCUCACUACGAGGAUUCAGUCAACAAUCAUCUCGCUAGCCUUUUGGUACUUGGUACGCUUAUCAAGCUAUUAAGACGGGAAAGUCGGUGCCUCGUCACACCCAUCAUCAGCCCAGGGAUCCUUUCGCGUGGUGUACUUGCCAACACCUCGGAUAAAGCAGACCCCAUUCUUCAGGCAAGAUGGCUCUCAGUUGACCAACGCUUUAACAUCAUAGGUAGUUCUUUCCUACCUCCCAAGAAAAUCCCGGAUAGGCUCUACCAUUUCUUUCAUCCGACGUAUAACGCCACACCAGUCAAAGUGUUGCAACGAAGCUGGAACUUCCAGGAAGCAACCUACGUACCUUUCCGCGAAUUUGUCAAUUCCUGA